AUGGACUGUGGCCUGUGGUGUGUGUUCUCGGAGCGUCGCCGUCACGUGGAGAAGUUGUGGAGGCGUCGUUUGUUGGUGACCGCCGACGAGCGAAGAGCACGAAGACGAUUUUUACGACUAAUGCGUGGUUUCGACGCCGAAGACGUGGAGGUGCUGAGGAAAGCGGUCGAGACGGUUGGCCUCGAUGCGAAACUUUGUGCUCCCGGACCCCCAAUGGACGAGCGACCCGAAGAGGAACCACAGGAAGAAGACUCGGGUCUUAUCCCUCAAAUCGAUCGCCCAAUGUCGAUGCCGUAUUUAUGUUGCAAGAUGUGGCGAUGGAAAGAUCUACAGGUAGAUGCAGCAUUGCAUCGUCUCGAGGCUCUUCCUUGGUGUCGUUUCGGCCGAGUCACCAUCAACAAUGCCACAGUUUCUUGUUGCAAUCCAUAUCAUUAUGCAUUGUGGAUACGGGCAGAAGCCAGUUCGUUCGAAGAAGAAACCGACGAAGAUGGACGAAAGAUCGAACGGGGAAAGGAGAAACAACAAAACGAUCAACAACCACAACAACAAGGAAACGGACAUUUAAUCAAUCCUCAACAACCAUCGACAAGCCGGCUACAGGGCUGGGAAACGGAAGGCCCACCGAUGGGUCGACCUCCGUCUCUGCCCACCGAUUCUCCGCUUCCAAUCCCGGAUCUCGAUGUGCUUUCUGUCGAUGUCUCUCAACAGCAAUCACCCUCAUCACCACACAAUCCCAUUGCGUGGGCCCGACUCGAGCGAUGGGAGAAAAGAGAAAGGAUAGGGGACACCGUGGCGUUGACAGGACAAUUCGCCGCGAUCGGCCUUCUAGCAACUGCUGUUUUAGACGCGCAGCCCGUCUCCGCGGAUUUCGAUACAAAACACGAGGUCUCCUUCGCUUUGAUACGACAAUCCGAUCCGAUCGGCUCGGCGAAUCCCCCCGAUGUUUGGCUGUAUAACAGUGGCACUCGUCCCCUUUUCCUCUCGAUUUCCACCUCAACACAAUCAUCGGCUCGUCCCGAUCAUUUGAGGAGAUUAACUCCCGGAUAUUGUGUCCGUGUGAACAAAGGAGAAGGGCCAAUCGAUGAAGAAAAACAGCAGAAUUCUAAAAGACGAGCUUCUCGGACGGAUUCAAGUCAACCGUCAACGUUAACGAUCAGUGUUGGAAAGGGAUGGGGACCGAAUUAUCAGCGCUUAUAUGCAAUCGAUACGCCGAUCAGAUAUGAGGUCAUCUUUGCACCGAUCACUCCACAA
Mesorhabditis belari is the source of this 1251-nucleotide messenger RNA. The record is from the annotation of a GenBank genome assembly. Lineage: Eukaryota; Metazoa; Nematoda; Chromadorea; Rhabditida; Rhabditidae.